AUGCAGGAAAAAUCGAGCACUGUCGCCGCUUACGCGGCCGGAGCAUCUCUUGCGGCUAUUGCUUUAUUCUACGUCUUCGGCCCCAACUACACUAUCGAUGGAGACGAGUCACAGGACAGUUCCCGCAAGAAAAACAUUGUUGGCUUGUCCAACCCCGCCAAUGACUGCUUCAUCAACUCGGUGCUGCAGGCUCUUGCAGGGCUCGGUGAUCUGCGUGUCUACCUGAUCAGAGAGCUCCACAAGCGUGAACUAGACGGUUCUGAUAUAUAUAAUGAACUUCCUCCACCGGCUGAUAUGCCUCGGGAUGCGAAGCCGGACAGGAUAAGGGAAUUGCAACAGGGGAGUAUUACCAGAGCUCUCAAGGAGAUGCUCGACCGACUGAACGAACGCCCGAUCUACAAGAAAACCAUCUCCGCGCGACCCUUCAUCCAGUCUCUUGAGUACGCCUAUCGGACGCGGAUCAGCCGUAGCCAGCAAGAUGCGCAGGAGUUCUUGCAGAUUGUCGCAGAAAGACUUUGCGAUGAGUACCAUGCCGGCGUGAAAGCACGACUACGAGCGAAGGCCAUACCAGAGUUGUCGUCAGGCCCGGAGGCGGUAAAAUCAGGCGAUGAAUCUUCUCCCAAAGUCCCUGCGGAAGUUGAGGUGCGGAUUGAUGACGGAUCUGAGAACGGCUUACCCGCUAUUAUCGACAAUAAACUCAAAGAAAUCGACCAUGAGUACGGCUUCCCUUUCGAAGGAAAGCUCGAGUCCCAGAUCGAGUGCCUGUUUUGCCACUAUCAAUACAAGCCUAAUCAGACCUCCUUUGUAAAUCUGACCUUGCAAGUGCCUCAAAAGAGCUCUACGACGCUUAGCGCCUGCUUUGACGGUUUACUCAAAACUGAAUACAUUGAAGACUUCAAAUGCGACAAAUGUCGAUUGCAGCAUGCUCUUGAGUUCAAGACGCAGGAAUUGCACCGGACCCGCUCCAAAGAUGACCGAGCUAGGUUUGAGUCAGAAAUUGAGCGAAUCCAGACGGCCCUCGCUACAAAUCCAGAAGGUCCUUUAGAGGGUGUAAUCUUGCCACCUUCUGACCUCGCCCCUAAACGAAAGAUUGCGAGACAUAUGCGGAUAACGGCCUUUCCCAAAAUCAUUGCCAUUCAUCUUUCGCGAUCGAUCUUUGACCACAGCAGCUCUUCCAAGAAUGCAGCCAAAGUAUCUUUUCCGGAGCGGCUGCCGCUCGGUGGUAUCCUGAGUCGAGAAUGGUACAGGCUGCUGGCAAUUGUCUGUCAUAAAGGCAGCCACCAUAGCGGACAUUACGAGUCAUUUCGACGUAAUCACCUUUAUCCACCCUUCUCAACGCCAGAUGUAUUCAGCUCGUACGCUCAGAGUCGGGCAACUAGCGAAAACCCAUCCGAAGCGCCGAGCCCUCAGCUAAAGGCUCGCAACUCGUUCGAGAGCGAACCGGCGCCCCUCAGCAUCUCGACAUCGAUAGGGUCACCGACCAGUCCCUCUCAGCUGCAACCGCCCCCGUCACCGACUCCUCGACCGACAUCGAGCCCACGGGUUUCUUUCCAGAGCACUCGCUCGAAGUCGUCAGCAUCUAAGCAGAACCUAUCGCCCGUGUCAGACCCGCACAGCUCAUCCUCCACAGAGGGUGGGCGCUGGAGCAAGUCAUUUUCGCGCGCGUCGUUCACCAGCGAUCGCAGUACGCCAGCAACUUCGGUUGAAGCUUCAGGCUCCAGCAGUCGGCUCCGUCGACGCCGUAAGCAGAACGAUCGAUGGUGGCGUGUCUCGGACGAGAAAGUCAAAGAAUGCAAGACUUCCGAUGUUU
Molecule: messenger RNA, 1810 nt
Organism: Aspergillus niger
Lineage: Eukaryota; Fungi; Ascomycota; Eurotiomycetes; Eurotiales; Aspergillaceae
Exons: 1
Biological process (GO): protein deubiquitination
Cellular component (GO): nucleus; cytosol
Molecular function (GO): cysteine-type endopeptidase activity; cysteine-type deubiquitinase activity
Source: RefSeq, a predicted model, not a curated record